Molecule: messenger RNA, 1812 nt
Organism: Panicum virgatum (switchgrass)
Lineage: Eukaryota; Viridiplantae; Streptophyta; Magnoliopsida; Poales; Poaceae
Product: transcription repressor OFP12-like
Exons: 1
Coding region: 666-1274 (202 amino acids)
Biological process (GO): negative regulation of DNA-templated transcription
Source: RefSeq, a predicted model, not a curated record
UAUAUACAGACUUCAUCCGAUUAGUUUCUCGGGGUUGGUAAGAACAAUUGUGGCCAUAUAUAUCAUUGAUUCCAUGAGAUGAUUGUGCAAAUCACAUGCAUUUUUCAACGACUUCCACCAUAAUCUCAAAGUCAUUUGGACAGUAAAGAUGGUGCAAGGUGUCGUAUCAUACGUGUACACGGUUACAUUGCAAAUUCUGGUAGAUACUCCUCCUGUGUUCAUCUUACUGGCUGUUUCUAGCUCUACCAUUGAUGUUUCAAAAAAAAAAUAAAGCUGUACCAUUGAUAAAAAUAGACCACCUGAAAUCUGGAUAUCUCAAGUGGAAAAGGUUAUCGAUCUAUUUUUUAUGGAGCCACUUGCUAACUUGUGCAGGUAGUAGGGAUGAACCUUCUUGACCAGAAAAUGUGACUUUGUCAGCUUGCACUGAACUCAAUUCGUCCAAUAAUAGUAGGGAGAAACUGAAUAAUAGGUGAUCCCCCGUACCUAGAAACCCCACCAGCCCGUCACUUCUCCUAUAAACUCCUCGCAGCCGGCGUCACAUACCAACUUCUCACUCCACUCCCCAUUCACGAGGCAGCAGAGCUCAGCUCCUAGCUCCGCGUCAGUGGUGUUCGCGCCUACCAAACAAAACCAAGAGAGCACUCGCGCUAGAGCAAGCGAACACGAUGCUUGGAUGCUUCUCCCGGCUGCGGCGGCCUCCGGCGGGGUCACCGGCGCCGGAGCCCAUGCUGGGGUCCGACGAGGCGUCCACGUCCGCGGCCUCGACGUCGGCGGCGGGCUCCACCUCCCCGCGCUCGUCCUCCUCCUCGGCGCGCUGCAUGAACGGCGGCGCCGGCAGCUCGCCACACGACCGUGCCCGCGACGGCGGCGACAGCGCGGUGGGCAAGAACCCGUCCGCGCUGUCCGACUCCGGGCUGUCGUCGGCCAUCGCGUCGCGCCGGUUCUUCCUCUCGUCCCCGGGCCGCUCCAACUCCAUCGUCGACUCGUCGGCGCACGGCGCCGCUCUGGGCCUGAGCGUUGGCGCGGCCGGGGUGGCGGUGCCGACGUACUCGCCGGACCCGCACGCCGACUUCCUCCGGUCGAUGGAGGAGAUGGCCGCGGCGCUCCGGCUGGACGCGCGGAGGCGCGACGACAGGGCGCGCCUCCACGAGCUGCUGCUCUGCUACCUCGCGCUCAACGACAGGCAAGCGCACAAGUACGUCGUCAGCGCCUUCACCGACCUCCUCCUCCGCCUCACCGCCGUCACCAACGCCGACGACGAGCACCACGAUUAACUCGUCCUAGCAGCAGCAGCUCUCUACGAUGCAUACGGGGAGAUUUUUGGGUACCAAUGCAAAUUCAGAAUUCUUUGCAAUAAUUGGCAAGUAACUAGAAGUCACAUGCAUAUCGAGGCUGAAGAUCAUCUAACGACUGUAAAUACGUGCUGUGAAAUUUCGUAGCUGGAACCUGUCCCUUUUCACUAUGCAUAGCAUUUUGCUCCGACUUCUCUGGGUGUGUUGUGAGCAGUGAGCGUGCUGGCGAAGAUAGAAUAUGUCCAGCUUCUCCAAACAAAGGUGUUUGCUGCUCGGUUUGCUUUGCGUUUGCCUUUGCCUUUUUGGCCAUCUCUGCUUUCUUUCUGUUCAUCUCUUUAGCUUUCUGUUCUCUUUGGGGGCACUUGAAGGCUAAGUUUGCUUUUGUGCUAUAUAGGCCAUGCCAUGCAUGGUUUAAAGGCUAAGUUUGCUUGUGUGUUGUAUAGAGCAUGCCAAGCAUUGUUUGAAGGCAAAGUUUGCUUGUGUUAUAUAUUGGCCAUGGCUCAUGUGGUGAUUGUAACAA